Messenger RNA from Myxocyprinus asiaticus (Chinese sucker), 3433 nucleotides. Its product is annotated as N-alpha-acetyltransferase 30-like. Gene Ontology annotation, molecular function: protein-N-terminal amino-acid acetyltransferase activity. The transcript has 4 exons. The record is from RefSeq and is a predicted model, not a curated record. Gene Ontology annotation, cellular component: NatC complex. Gene Ontology annotation, biological process: N-terminal peptidyl-methionine acetylation. Lineage: Eukaryota; Metazoa; Chordata; Actinopteri; Cypriniformes; Catostomidae. The coding region runs from base 924 to 2015 and encodes 363 amino acids.
UUCUAGAGGGGCAAUUUAAUAUAUUGGUAUUCAUAAUAGUUGUUAUUGAGAUAUUGGGAACUAUGUAUUCUAAAAGAUGUAGUUUUUGUUUUGCGAUAUGUUAGAAUUUCAUAUGUUCCUUUAGGAUUGGUUCAAAAUUAGGCCGAUAAUAAAAAUUCCAAUAGUAAUCGUGUACACAUUACUUAAGGAUUUUUGGACUAAGUUUAUUAAAAAUGAAAGAAAUGUUUCCAAUUCUUUAGGCAAAUUUCCCUAAUUUAAUUAGACUAUCAGCACUGUUUUUGCACACAGUCUGUCGAUCUUUAUUCAUAAGAAAAUCAUGAGAGAGAAUUCCGUCACAAAAGCACAUGUAUUUUUGAACACAAUGGACAGAGAUAAAGCAGUUAUUCGAACAAGUGUCAACUCCCAAAACACUGUCAAUGAACACCCACAAGCUGUGCCCUUGGACAAAAUUGCAAAUAAUUGGAUGUUUAGGUCCAUCUAGUGGCUCAUCUUCGAAAAUAGGCCAGGUAAACCAGUCACUAGUCAAACCAGACCGAAUUUCAUGUUUAAAAUAUAUUAUUGUGAAUGUAAGCGGGUUUCGGGGCUGUAAAAACGCAUUUAAAACAACAUUUAAUUUCUUUCAUUUGAUACAGAUAACCACACUAAAGUUUAAAAACAUUUUAAUAAAAACUACAUUUCCCAGCAUCCUUCACUCUGAAGCCCCGACAAAGUGUCGUAAAUCACCCGCUCUGCUUUACGGCAGAAAGUAGGCCAGUGUGGAGAGCAAUGGCAGGAACAGACACGAGAUAGUGCUCGAACUUUACAUUAUUCCAACAUUUAUCAGGUACCAGCAGCCGAACGGACGCCUGUAUUUGUCCUUGUUCACUGUGAGAGUCUGAUUCCGACCCCGAUUUCCUGUCAUCAUAUUAACUGUAUGCAGUGGAAUGGCUGAAGUGCCGCCUGGGCCUAACGCACUGCCUUCACCCCCGAGCGACAUUACAGCACUGCCCGUGGACGGGUGCACCUUACUGGGGAAAGAUGAGGGACUGGAAAUCAUCACCCCCGGCCCGGGACCACACCAGCACGCCGGCGAUCAUAAAGCAAUUGUCAAAUCCAACCAGAACAACGUGCACCCUAAUGCGUUAGGCGCUCAGUUCCACUCAGCCCAGCUGAACGGGGUCCAGUGCAACCACGCUCACCUCCAGAACCACGUCCAGCAUCGGACGUCCGACAGUCAAAGCGGCGCUUCUGAUCAUCACCCGGACAGCAUCGGCGAAACACAGGGCGAUCACACGGAAAACAACAAUUUAACCAGAAAUAAACGUUGUAAUGAUAUAUCACAGAGCCAGUUGUCGCCGAACAACGGGAUAAACUGCACUGAUAGAAUGGCGAUCACGGAGAGCAGCUCUUGUCAAGUAGAGAAUGAUGUGAGGAGCAGGACUGGUACGGUGGAUAAGGCUCGAGCAGCAGAGGAAUCAGGCCCGGGCCCGCAGGGCGCUCGAGUAGAGCAGCAUGCGGCGGCGGAUGACAGCGCUCCGGUGGCGGAGAUGUCGAGACUCGCGCUAGAGGAGCACGACGAGUCUAUCCGAUACGUGAGAUACGAGUCUGAGCUCCAAAUGCCCGAUAUUAUCCGACUCAUAACGAAAGACUUGUCUGAGCCCUACUCCAUAUACACCUAUAGGUACUUUAUUCACAACUGGCCUCAGCUCUGCUUUCUGGCGAUGGUUGAGAAGGACUGUGUUGGUGCCAUUGUAUGUAAGCUAGACAUGCAUAAGAAGAUGUUUCGUCGCGGAUACAUCGCUAUGCUCGCGGUGGACUCCAAAUUUCGCAGGAAAGGCAUUGGCACCAACCUUGUGAAAAAGGCCAUCUUUGCCAUGGUGGAGGGGGAUUGUGAUGAGGUGGUGCUUGAGACGGAGAUCACCAACAAAUCAGCCCUGAAACUCUAUGAGAACCUGGGCUUUGUCAGGGACAAGCGGCUGUUUAGAUAUUAUUUAAACGGAGUGGACGCACUUCGGCUCAAACUCUGGCUUCGCUAAAUCAAACUAAUGGGUUCUUCAACACUUUCUCCAUCCCUUUGGCCUCCUCUUCCUCUGCCCCAAGCCUCUUUUGGCUCAGAUCACAUGACUUACCCUCAAUAGAAAGACGCUUGACCUCAGCUGAGACACAAAGGGGAAGCUCUGAGGGAAAAUUCAAAAAAAUCAUAAUAAAGUGUUUUAUGAACUUUUGGGGCGAAAGACAGAGAGGUUAUUGCAAAAAAAGAAAAAUAUAUGAAGUUGGGUACUACUAUUACAUUGACACUGAAGAGGAAGGGAUGGUGGCUUGGGCAUUCAGGUGUCGAUAGCCCGACUGAAGACCACUGUGUAUUUGGGAUGGGCUAGGCAGAAUGGGUUGACGGCAUCUGCGAAAUGAUUCGAGCCGAAAGCAAACAAUGCACCACAGCUCUGUUGUUAAAUUUUUUUUAUGAACAAUCACAAACCGAGAGAUGAAAAUGUGUGUUCAGACCGACUCAACAAAACUCAAAUCAAUCUUUUUUUGUUUGAUUUUUCUUCUAAAAGAGGGUGCACGGGAGCACUGCAGGUUGAUAUCGUGUUGGAGCCUGCUGCUUUGUGUUGUUUUUGUGCAUACGGGGGUCUGCGGUUUAUUGAAUGUGUUUAUUUUAUGUUUUGAAAAACACUUGGCAGAGCACUGUCCGCUUUAAAAGGAAAUGACAAACUAGCGUACAGAGCGACGUGUUAACAAUGUGGACAGUAUCUCUGCUCUUGUAAGUCAGUCGUAUUAGCCCGCUCACAAUACGCCAUAUUGGUUUAUGUGGAUUGUGAUUCUUCUGUGUUUGGAGGCAGUUGUUGGAUUACAUUUUAGGCUAUAUACAAAUUUUGUCAUCUCACCAAACAACAACUUGGCUGGACAAGUUUCGAGGGUAUUUUGUGCACCAAGACGAAUGAAAAUGAAUUACUAAGUGGGCCUUCCCAAAUUGAAGUGAAAUUCCCAACCCCCACCCCCAUUUUUUUUUUUUUUUUUUUUUAAUCCACAGCCUUUAUUACAAUUCAUCUUAGAUGGUCCUUUUUAUAUAUUUGAUUGAAUUUAUAGGAAUAGUUCACCCAAAAAUGAAAAUUCUCAUUUACCCUCAUGCCAUCCCUAAUGUGUGACUUUCUCUUUUCUAACAAACACAAGUUUUAAGUUUUUUAGAAGUACAUCUCAGCUCUGUAGGUCCACACUAUGCAAGUGAAUGGUGACUAGAACUUUGAAGUGCCAAAAAGCAUAAGAAGGCAACAUAAAAGUAAUCCAUACGACUCCGGUGGUUAAAUCCAUAACUUCAGAAGUGAUAUAAUAGGUGUGGGUGAGAAAUACAUCAAUAUUUAAGACCUUUUUUUACUAUAAAUCUCAACCUUUGACCAGACCCGACCAUUAGGUGGCGAUAUGUACGAAGAAUGCAAAUCACCAAAAAAAAAAAGAA